AUGCCUGAUGUUCAUGGUGUCCUUAUCAUUGCCCGUAACGGUGACCGCACAGAGUUCUACCAAGAUCCGUAUACCUACGAGCCCUCUUUCACUGAUUCCACACCUCUCGGCGCUGUAGAAUCAUACCAGCUUGGCAGCCAUCUGCGCUCGACAUACUUGAACCCCUCUUCUCCGUCGCACAUCAAUGGCAUCCGUGCAGACCUCGUGCAGAACGAUCAAGUGGUUGUGCAUGCCAAGGCUGGCGGGGAAGGCACUGCGGUCUUUGACAGCGCCAUAGCCGUCCUGCAAGGCCUCUUCCCACCAAAUCCAAACAAUGUGAUUGAGCUUGCUAACGGGACGAAGAUCGUCACUCCACUCGGGGGUUACCAGUACAUUCCGGUCGAAAUGGCUCCGAGCGGCGUUGACCGUGCGCUCGAGCCCUGGACUGAGUGUCCGGCGUUUGAGCAGCACAUCAAGGGUGUGUAUGCAUCUCACGGAUUCAAGGAGGUGGCGGGAUCUGCAGGCCACUUCUUUGGCGCCGUUCGCGAUUACGUAUUCGGGAGGCCUACGACCUUUGAAAAUGCUAUCUAUGACUUCAUGAACUCGCAACUUACGCACAACCAAACCUACGCGUUCCGUCUUCCACCGACUUUCAUUGAGCAGGCCCGCGGAUAUGCUAACUACCACGAAAACGCAAUCUUUGCUGACAAGGAAACGGGUGGAAUUGGAAACAUUGCUGGCCGUACUAUCCUUCAUACCAUUCUUCACUCUCUUCAACGCAUCACGUUUGACGAGGACCCCCUCAGGUUGCUUCUGCUUGAGACGACUUACCAGCCAUUCAUCUCGCUAUUCCACAUGUUGGAGAUGGUCAACGAGCAUCCUCAGCUCGCUGCCAUUCCUAACCAUGCAUCUGCCCUUGCCUUUGAGCUUCUUCGUGGACCUCCACCUGAACUCCGCGAAUUCCUCCGCGUCAAGUUCAAGAACGGGACCGACGAAGAUUUCCAGACUUAUCCCAUCUUCGGUCACAAAGGAGACAUUGCGGUGACAGAGUUCCUGUAUCGCCUUGAGAACUUUGCUAUCUCGAGCCAAAAACAAUGGGAAUCUGCGUGUGGAAUCAAUCACGGCUACUUCGGCAUCACGUCUGCUGCUGAGAACAUGAACGUGCUGCUCGCUGCCUUUUCAGCAUUCAUGCUCCUUGGCGUGUUUGCUCUGUCGUGGUUCAAGCGCAGGCGGGGCACAUCUGCUCCUGUUCGUGUUGUGCAUGUUGUUAACAACGAGAAGGGGAGACUUUUGCCGCAGUGA
Molecule: messenger RNA, 1281 nt
Organism: Suillus clintonianus
Lineage: Eukaryota; Fungi; Basidiomycota; Agaricomycetes; Boletales; Suillaceae
Product: histidine phosphatase superfamily
Exons: 8
Coding region: 1-1281 (426 amino acids)
Biological process (GO): dephosphorylation
Molecular function (GO): phosphatase activity
Source: RefSeq, a predicted model, not a curated record